AGCAACGAGAAAUCGAUCGGUCGACUUAUAAUCCUUGACUGAAUUGAGAGAACUUCACUCAGACAUGUUUGCGUUUUUAUCCCUUUAAAUGGCCGCAUUAUUCCACACACGGGGUAAUGUACCUUCGCAAUGUGGAGCUUGUCACCGUCUCUCUCUGCCUCUUUAACGAACGAGAGGAGAAGAUGUGUCUGAGCGGAGCGGCGACAUGCAGCUAAAAGCUAACGCGAUGAACUAGUUUCGAUUUUUGUUGAUUUUUUGCCGGUGACAGUCGUGAAGUGUCCGAAUUGAGUGUCCGCGUUUAUUAGAAAGGGCAAGCCGAUACAUAUAUGCUGCUCGUUUUUACAUGAAUGGCGUGUAUUAGUAGAUUCGACAACACAGAGUGCGACUGUUUGUUAGCCACGUAAACUGCCCCUGGACGGUGUUGACGUAGCAGCUAGCUCGUCUGACUCGUUAUCCAAGUUCCUUUUCGCCGAAGUGAUGUGUCUCUAAUGCGCUGACAACAAUGGAGACUGCAGUGAUACGGCGAUAGACUGUUCGUCUGCUGAGUACGGGAAUCGCAGGGACGUGUAAUGCUUUAAGUGGACAUGGUGGUGGUCGCUGGUUCCGUGGUCCUGUUGCUGUGAGCAGAUGAUGAAGCGGCUCCUCUGGCUGAUGUCAGGAUUCAACAGAAGAAUGAUGAAGCUACUCUUUGCCGUUGCCCUGAUCGCCUACAUCGCCUCUGUUUGGGGUACUUACACCAAUAUGAGAUCAAUACAAGAACAUGGGGAGAUGAAGAUUGAGCAGAGAAUUGAUGAUGCUGUGGCGCCACUCAGAGAAAAGAUACGUGACUUGGAACAGAGUCUCUCUCAGAAAUACCCACCUGUGAAGUUUUUAUCUGAAAAAGAUCGAAAGAGAAUAUUGAUCACUGGUGGAGCUGGAUUUGUGGGUUCCCACCUGACGGAUAAACUGAUGAUGGAUGGCCAUGAGGUGACUGUGGUGGACAACUUCUUCACCGGGAGGAAAAGAAAUGUGGAGCACUGGAUCGGCCAUGAAAACUUUGAGCUGAUCAAUCAUGAUGUGGUUGAGCCGCUCUAUAUAGAGGUGGACCAAAUCUAUCAUCUGGCCUCACCCGCCUCUCCCCCCAACUACAUGUACAACCCUAUCAAGACCCUCAAGACCAACACCAUCGGCACUCUGAACAUGCUGGGUCUGGCCAAACGCGUGGGUGCUAGACUUCUCCUUGCAUCAACCUCUGAGGUCUAUGGAGAUCCAGAGGUUCACCCUCAAAAUGAAGAGUACUGGGGUCACGUGAACCCCAUCGGUCCUCGAGCUUGCUACGAUGAGGGCAAACGGGUAGCUGAGACCAUGUGUUACGCUUACAUGAAGCAGGAAGGAGUGGAGGUGCGAGUGGCAAGAAUCUUCAACACCUUUGGGUCCCGGAUGCACAUGAAUGAUGGACGUGUGGUCAGCAACUUCAUCCUGCAGGCGCUUCAAGGAGAGCCACUCACUGUGUAUGGCACCGGUUCGCAGACGAGAGCGUUUCAAUAUGUGAGCGACCUGGUCAACGGCCUGGUUCUCCUGAUGAACAGCAACAUCAGCAGCCCAGUCAACCUGGGGAACCCAGAGGAGCACACCAUCCUGGAGUUUGCUCGCCUCAUCAAAAGUCUCGUCGUGAGCCGGAGUCAGAUCCAGUUCCUCCCAGAAGCUCAGGACGACCCCCAGAGGCGACGCCCCGACAUCCGCAAGGCCAAGAUGAUGCUCGGCUGGGAGCCAGUGGUUCCUCUGGAGGAGGGGCUGAACAAGACCAUCCAGUACUUCAGCCGGGAGCUGGAGCACCAGGCCAACAACCAGUACAUCCCCAAACCCAAAGCCGCCCGCAUGAAGAAAGGCCGGCCCAGACACAACUGAGUCCUGCUGACUGUUUCCCCUGACUCCAAAGUGCUGGUGGUCCUGGUGGGAGCACAGCUGCACCAAGGCGACGGCCAUGUCGGACAUUAAAAACAAACAUUUUGGACGCAGCUUCUAUUUAAACCCUGAGAGGCUUUUUGGUUUGAGUGUUUGGUCUCUUUAGUUUGUCGGAGCUGCAGCGUCUCUGGAUUGUGGUUCUCGCGCUGACCCUCAAAGGCCGUCUCCUGCUGCUGCUGCCGUUUCAUGGAUGCUACUUUAAUAAAGUAGAGAUUACUUUGUAAAACCCUCCAGAUGAGGAAGGUUUGUGAAUGUGAGACUUUUGAAGCUUUGAUGGUAAAUUUUUAUUA
Synchiropus splendidus (mandarinfish) is the source of this 2234-nucleotide messenger RNA. RefSeq names its product UDP-glucuronate decarboxylase 1 (gene uxs1). Gene Ontology annotation, biological process: D-xylose metabolic process. Lineage: Eukaryota; Metazoa; Chordata; Actinopteri; Syngnathiformes; Callionymidae. Gene Ontology annotation, cellular component: cytoplasm. The coding region runs from base 628 to 1887 and encodes 419 amino acids. The record is from RefSeq and is a predicted model, not a curated record. Gene Ontology annotation, molecular function: UDP-glucuronate decarboxylase activity; NAD+ binding. The transcript is spliced from 15 exons.